UUAUUUCAAUUUACUACUGGAACUAGAAUAGAUCCGCCACUGAUUGUUGUCUUUUGACUCGACGAUAUCAGAUGAGAGAGCAAGUUUGGAGCAGGGCUUAUAAGUUCCUAGAGAGAGAGAACCACUGACCUUAAUUCUCAGAAUCCGUUAUUCUCCGUCGAGAGAGACAGAGAGAGAGAGGGAGAGAGGGAGAGAGAUACAGAGAGAAGUGAUAUGCUGUGAGAAUCUCAAUCUGUGUUAUUUGGACUUGUUGUAAUAGUUGAUUCGGAAUCCGACAUUGAAGUUAGGAUCUUCAGACGACGGAAAUUCCAAAUACCUAAUUUGAUGAAGUGAUUAUUAUUCUAUUAGUUGUCGUCGUCACUUGAUUCUAGAUUUUCAAUUUGGAUCCUCGCUUCUUUUUUUUACUUGAUUUUGAGGCUGUUGAUUUAUCGGGGGGAAAAGAUGAACGGUGGUGAUGUUGCAACAGAAGCUCCGGCACCGCCGUUAGAGUGGAAAUUCUCUCAGGUCUUUGGUGAGCGUGCGGCCGGCGAAGAAGUUCAGGAAGUUGAUAUCAUCUCAGCAAUUGAGUUUGACAAAACUGGCGACCAUCUUGCCACUGGGGAUCGAGGGGGUAGGGUGGUAUUAUUUGAAAGGACCGAUACAAAGGAGCAUGCUGGAAGCCGAAGAGAAUUAGAGAGAAUGGACUAUCCAGUCACCCGGCAUCCAGAGUUCCGCUACAAGACAGAAUUUCAAAGCCACGAGCCUGAGUUUGAUUAUCUGAAGAGUUUGGAGAUUGAGGAGAAGAUCAACAAGAUCCGGUGGUGCCAUAUGCCUAAUGGCGCUCUCUUUCUUUUGUCUACUAAUGACAAAACUAUAAAGUUCUGGAAGGUCGAAGAGAAGAAAGUCAAGAAAAUAUCCAACUUAAAUAUUGACCCUUCCAGAGCUAUUGCAAAUGGCAGCAUGCCCAGUUCAAGUGUUUCUUCCAGUCAAAAAAAGUAUCUUGCAAAUGGGUGCUACACAGAUGGAUCUUCCGACUGUCUAAGCAAUGAUUUUUCGUUUCCACCUGGGGGUCUUCCUGCAUUACAUUUACCUGUGGUAGUUUCAAGCAGUGAGAGCAGCGUUGCUGCUAAAUGUAGAAGAGUAUAUGCCCAUGCACAUGACUAUCAUAUAAAUUCUAUCUCAAAUAACUGUGAUGGGGAAACAUUUAUAUCAGCUGAUGAUCUCCGGAUAAACCUUUGGAACUUGCAAAUAAGCAAUCAAAGUUUCAAUAUUGUUGAUGUCAAGCCAGCAAAUAUGGAAGAUCUAACUGAGGUGAUAACUUCAGCUGAAUUUCACCCUACUCACUGUAACAUGUUGGCUUAUAGUAGUUCAAAAGGAUCAAUCCGUCUGGUAGAUUUGCGGCAAUCAGCAUUGUGCGACUCCCAUUCUAAAUUGUUUGAAGAAAAGGAAGCUCCUGGCUCAAGAUCCUUUUUUACCGAGAUAAUUGCUUCAAUUUCAGAUAUAAAAUUUGCGAAGGCUGGAAGAUACAUACUUAGUCGUGACUAUAUGACCCUUAAGCUUUGGGAUAUAAAUAUGGAUUCUGGUCCAGUUUCAACUUUUCAGGUUCAUGAAUAUUUGAGACCAAAGUUAUGUGAUUUAUACGAGAAUGAUUCCAUCUUUGAUAAAUUCGAAUGUUGCCUUAGCGGUGACGGUUUGCGAGUAGCAACUGGAUCUUAUAGCAACCUUUUCCGUGUGUUUGGUUGUGCUGCGGGGAACACGGAAGCAACUACAUUAGAAGCAAGCAAAAACCCCAUGAGAAGACAAGUCCAGACCCCUUCGAGGCCUUCCAGAUCCUUGAGCAGCAGUAUAACGCGUGUUGUCAGGAGAGGAGCAGAAAGUCCAGCAGUUGAUGCUAAUGGAAACUCAUUUGAUUUCACAACCAAACUGCUCCAUCUCGCAUGGCAUCCAUCUGAAAAUUCAAUUGCAUGUGCUGCUGCAAACAGCUUGUAUAUGUACUAUGCAUAAAAUGAGGUUGCAGUUUCCUGGAGUUGCUUUUUCAGAAGGCUUUAUUUCGAAUCAACUUGAGGUUCUGCCAUUUCGCACUUCCAGAAUCAAUGCCGACGUAUAUUACAUGCUCUUAAUGUUAAGGUCCACUGCUCAAAGAAUGGACAAUCUAGCAACUUAUUUGUCAAUAGCCAUGCAUUCUUGCUCUCUUCUUCCCAUUUUCUGCUUCACCCUUCUCUAAAUUUCCUAUUCAUUGGGUUGACAUCAGGAGAGAUCUCAUUGUAGUUCCCCCACAAGCAAAACUGAUGGAUGUGAAAAAAUUGUCACUAGAUCUUAGGUAAAUGCAGUUUUGCUCGAAAUCUUGCUGGAAAGGACCUGCUGGCUAACUUGCAGAGCGUUAAACUAACUUUAUUGGAUAGAAUUAUUUUUUGUAGGAUAAUUUAAUGGCUUUUUGUUAUAGGUUAUUGACUAAAGUAGUUCUCUUUUUCUUUUUUCUUUUUUUUUCCUGUAAAAGAAGUUCAAGGGCACUGGCAUUUAUUUCCCUGUAUUUUUUUCUUUGGUAAAGCGAAGCUGGCACUGCCAACUUUUCUAUUAGGUUACUUGUGCAUUUUAUUAGGUUGAGGUUGGUGCUUUUUUUUUUGGUACUUUUAUUCUGCUGCUGGAGCCAUGUAAUGGAACUAAACCUGCAUGAUCUAGCUAACAUUUUUCACACUGCUGUGUAUGGCAACCA
Messenger RNA from Nicotiana tabacum (common tobacco), 2692 nucleotides. Its product is annotated as serine/threonine protein phosphatase 2A 55 kDa regulatory subunit B beta isoform. Gene Ontology annotation, molecular function: protein phosphatase regulator activity; protein binding. Gene Ontology annotation, cellular component: protein phosphatase type 2A complex. The record is from RefSeq and is a predicted model, not a curated record. Lineage: Eukaryota; Viridiplantae; Streptophyta; Magnoliopsida; Solanales; Solanaceae.